Molecule: messenger RNA, 2022 nt
Organism: Fonsecaea multimorphosa CBS 102226
Lineage: Eukaryota; Fungi; Ascomycota; Eurotiomycetes; Chaetothyriales; Herpotrichiellaceae
Exons: 3
Coding region: 1-2022 (673 amino acids)
Source: RefSeq, a predicted model, not a curated record
AUGGGUGGCGCUGUCGAGCUUGUGGUAGCAGAACUCAUACUAGUGCUAGUGUUGGCUACAGUCGGACUAGUCACAGUAGAGGUCGAGGUUGUAGUGCUUGACCCUGGUGAAGUCGCGGCUGUCGUGCUUGAGACUGUGCUCGAAGUCGAGCCUAUUGAGCUCGCGCUGGAAAAACCCGCUGAGCUUGGGGUUGAACUGGCCGCGGAGGAGCCUGUCAGAGACGUCGACAACGGGUUAUUGGAGGCCGAGCUUGAGGUAGUCGACCCGAAGCUAGCACUCGAGGUUGCGGUGCCAGCAACACUCGAACUACUCGUACUUGAUGUAAACACAGGGGAAAUCGUGGUCGUACUCGGCCCUAUAAGUGUGGUCGAAGUCAGCCCUGCGGAACUCGUGGUCGUCGCAAUUAGAGAAGGUGUUGAGAUCGACGAUGCAAAUGAAGAAGAAGCCGAAGUUGACGUGGUAACUGGAGUGGCGGAAGCGGUUGAUGUGGUUCCAAGAGAGCUCGCAAUUGUUCCAACCGACGUGGAAGCUAGAUCAUCGAACAGAAGGUGGGCUAAAAAUAACAUUGACUUACCCGUGGAAGUUGUGGCCGAAGUGCCUGACGCUGCGGAAUUCGAGCUUGCGACACUGGAAGAUGAUGAAACCGGGGUCGACGGGCCUGAUGCUAAAGUAGUAGGGCCAGAUGAUGACGAAAGAGCGCUGGUCGACACUGACGAAGGAGCGCUGAUCGAUAUCGAUGAAGGAGCGCUGGUCGGCGGCGAUGAAGAAGCGCUGGUCAACAUUGACGAGGCUAAUCCAGUCGUUGUCGCGAAUGCCCCAGCACUUGUUGUGACACCACUUGCCAUUGAGGAUCCUCCAACAGAACUUCCAGGUGCGAAGGAGGCCGAAGAGACCGAUGAUACUGAUGAGGAGACCGUGCUAGUACCCAUUGUGAUAGGUAUACUGGAGGUCGAUGAGACUGACAGUGAUGAUGACGCGACCGUACUGGUAUACGUUGAUAUAGCUAUACUCGAGGUCGAUGGGCCUGGCGGCGCUGAAGAGGCGGCUAUGCUAGUGCCUGUUGACGCUGCCAGACUUGAGGUCGCAGCAGAGAUUGAUGUUGUGCCGCCAGAAGGACUGCUCAGCGUCGUAGUACCACCGUUGCUCGUGCUCGAAGCCGGAAUUGAAGAACCGAUGGUUGUGAAUACUACCAUUGAAGAGGUAGCUACCGAGCUGGCCAGAUCCGACGAAGUAGUGCCAGGUGCUAUAGUGCUAGCCACUGUAGUAGACAAAGGCCCAGUCGAUGCCAGUGAGGUCGAAGGGAAGGCCGUACUGGACAUGGAGUUUGCAGCCGACGAGAGCGCAGUCGUACCACUAGGUGCGCUGCUCGAAGGACUCAAGGUCGAGGAAGGACCAGAAGAAAAUGCAGAAGGACUAGAAGAACUUGUGGAAGCCACAAGGAGAGACGUACCAGAGCUUAGAAGAGAGCUGGCACUAGUCGUGCUGCCCAUAGCAGUGGAUGUAGCAACGUUACUAGUUGUAGAAGAGGCUACAAUAGAAGUUUGGGUCGUCCCUUGGCCUGUCGUCACCACAGAAGUAGUCACCAAAGCGCUCGUUGUCGUAGAGCUGGGGCUCGAAGAAGUUGUCGACACCGGAUUGACUGUCGUCGAGCUAGGACCUGAGGAACUCGUUGACCCCAUGUUAUUCAUCGUAGAGCUAGGGCUUGAGGCACUCGUCGAUCCCGGGUUUCCCGUUGUGGUAGCGCUCGUUGGGACAGUACUGGUCGGCUGGGAGCUUGCUGCCGAGACACUUGUGCUUGAUCCACUGGGCGUAGAGGCUGGAGAGGAAGUAGCAACAGCUGUCGUGGGUGCAUUUGUCGAUGAAGUUCCGGCUACCAACGCUGAGGACGACGUAGUUGCUACUAUAGAGCUGCUGUUUGGGGACGGGGAUGUAGUGCUUGAAGUGGGGAUGACAGUGGAUGAGGAAGGAGAGGAAGAGACUAUACCUGCUGAAGUCGUCGAGCCGGGAUUGCUCGUACCCUGA